Messenger RNA from Micropterus dolomieu (smallmouth bass), 1699 nucleotides. RefSeq lists its product as uncharacterized. The transcript is spliced from 3 exons. Bases 239 to 934 code for a protein of 231 amino acids. The record is from RefSeq and is a predicted model, not a curated record. Lineage: Eukaryota; Metazoa; Chordata; Actinopteri; Centrarchiformes; Centrarchidae.
GCCAUACUACAAGUUUACUUUCUUUUGGAUACGGCUCCCUUAAUUACUCCAGAGACUCUGACGGAAACCCUUGGCUCCUGUCUCUGCUGUUACUGGGCCAGUAAAUUGUGAUUCAGAUCGCAUGUAAGAGGCUGCAAGUCAGCGACUCAUUUUUUCCGACGACUUCAGGCACCAGAGGAGCGUCGCAGCACUAACAGGCUGCUUCGUCGCUGCGGUUUCUUUGCAAGCCAGUUUGGAGAUGCUCCAAGGGGCAGUGAGCAGUGCCUUACUCUGCCUGUCCUGCUUACUCCUGUUGGGGGUCUGCUUCCCAGCAGAGGUUGCAGGGGCAGGGGCAGCAGGGCCUCUUCCUACUUUUCCCCCUAAACAAGAUUAUGGGGAACCAGACCUUGAGGAUUGGGAGUGGGGCUCUGGAUCAUCUCUUCUGCACCUGCACCACAGCUUCCCUGCUGACAGCCCCUUCGUAACAGAGACCCCAGGAAAACCAGUCAACUGCACCCAGCGCUUCUGGUUACCACCGUCCUCUCCGAUCUGCUGGGAAAACAUAGCCGGACCUGAGGAGUUCGCCAGGUCCCGUCUGCUUGUUCUCCAGAAUAGGGCUGCCCUGCAGGCUGUGUCCACCUCCAGCGGGAUGGAGGACGGAGGGAGUUCCUACGAGCACCAAGCCAGAGAGGAGGUCCAGGGGAUCCACUCAGACCACCAGAGUGUGGUGGAAACUAUGCAGACCAUGGAGAAGGUCUUUGUCUCUCUGCAGGAGAAGAGGAAAGAGGGGAAGGAGCAGGGGGUCCUUACCAGCAUGAAGGAGCAUCUUGCCAACACAAGGGACGCCAUAGAUGGAAGAGAGCACAUGGCAAACAUCCUGGAGAACCAUUUUUCUACUUUAGAGAAGACUCUGCUCAACAUGCAGCUCCGACUCAACAAACUCUUCCAACAGUGACGAUGACGCGUACCUGUUGUCUCUUUUUCUUGCCUUAUUUGAAUUGAAUUGAUAUAUCCGUGUAUUGUACAACCAUGUAGCAACUGCAUGUACACUCAGGAUUAUGUUAGUCUGUGGUAUGAGGACAAAACACACUUGAUAUGCACCUUAUGUCAUCAAAACAUUUACUAAAUUAACAUGUGUACCCUGGAAUCAGCAGAUAAAUAAACCUCUUUAUCAGGGAGAUUUGAUGAAUAUGUAGCUGUUAAAUCUCCUUUAGAUCUCAUGGUCACACUAACAGAAAAUCAUCAUUCAACAUUCAUGAACUGCAUUUUCAUACGUCUAUCUCACCAAGAGUGUGGUGUAAAAAGCACGUGGUGCAACAUGAAUAUCAGACAGCAUGAAUCUUUAUUUUAAUAUCAAAUCUAAACAAUUAAUUUGUAAGUUCUGAGUGAGAUGCUUUGUGAGGUGGUCAGCUGUUAUAUACACUUUAAAUAGUCACAUCUAUUAGGCUGAGUGUGAGUUUUCAUUUGGAAAGACAGCAUGUUCAGUUGCUUUUAGUAAAGCUGAGAAAAAAAUAAGAGGUAUUUGUACUUUUGAUAAGUUCAAAACAACUUUCAAGUAUUUGAUAAACUACUCACAACUCAGACAUGACAGUAUCUUUUUUUUUUUUUUUAAACGGAUGUAUAACUUAGAAUCAGUAACAUCUGCAUAUUUCACUGAAAAUCAAUGUUUGACAGCACCUCUAAAAUAAAGUUUUCACCCAUUCAUAUUUUAAAAAUGCAA